AAAAAAAAAAAAAUCUCUCUAAAGUAAAGACUAUAUAAAGUAUAAGAAGAAGAAACCCAAACACACACAGUCGAAGGGGGAAGACUUCCAUCUGUGUGCGCCACCAACCAACGAACGAGCCUCCCCAAAAUCAACAAUGGCGAUCGCCUUCUGCCUCUCUCCAUCUUCCUCUUCUUCCUCCUUAUCGUUCUCCAAUCUCAAUCUCCACCGUUCACUUCUAUCAUUACCAUCUUCAUCGUCUCAUCUUCACCUAAGUUUCUCCUCCCCAACCGCUAACUCCCUUGCCUACCACAACCGCCACCGUUUGUCUCAUUUUAUUGUUGCUUCCACCGGCGGCGGAGGUGGUGGUGGAUUCAACGGAAAAGGAUCUUCCGGUGGCGGUGGCGGUGGAGGUGAUGAUCACGGUCACGGUGGUGAAUCUGACGACAAUGCUGGCGGAAAGAACAGAGCGGAGGCUUUUUUGGUUCUGAAGGAAGCUGGGAGGUCUCUGGAGAGUUUGCCUAAAGACUUGGCGGCGGCGAUUGAGGCGGGGCGGAUUCCUGGAAUGGUUGUUAGUCGGUACUUUUCGCUUGAGAAGUCGGGGUUGAUCCGGUGGCUGAUGCAGUUUGCUGGAUUUAGGGAGAGGCUUUUGGCUGAUGAUUUGUUCUUGGCUAAGGUUGCUAUGGAGUGCGGCGUUGGAAUGUUUACUAAGACUGCUGCUGAGUAUGAACGCCGAAGGGAAAACUUUUUCAAUGAGCUUGAAGUUGUUUUUGCAGAUGUGGUAAUGGCCAUAAUUGCAGAUUUCAUGCUUGUUUUUCUUCCCGCUCCCACUGUUUCUCUCCGACCUGCACUUUCACUAAAUGCAGGAUUCAUUGCCAAGUUUUUCCAUAACUGCCCUGAUAACGCCUUCCAGAUUGCUUUGUCUGGAACAUCAUAUUCAUUAAUGCAGAGGAUUGGUGCCAUAGUGCGCAAUGGUACCAAGCUUUUUGCAGUUGGCACUGCUUCAUCACUGGUUGGCACAGCUGUGACAAAUGCCUUGAUUAAUGCAAAGAAGGCAGUAAAUAAGGAUGCUGCUCUUGAAGUUGAAAACGUGCCUAUAGUAUCCACCAGUGUUGCCUAUGGUGUGUACAUGGCAGUUUCUAGCAACCUCAGGUAUCAAGUACUGGCCGGUGUUAUCGAACAGCGUUUAUUGGAACCCUUACUACACCAACACAAGCUUAUGCUAAGUGCAAUGUGCUUUGCUGUUAGGACGGGCAAUACAUUCUUGGGUUCAUUAUUGUGGGUGGAUUAUGCUCGUUGGAUAGGAAUCCAGAAAUCCCAUUAAUAAGUGAGUGGGUAUGUCUUCACCGCCGUUUCUGUUUUACUUUAUUUGAAAGAAAUUAUAGAGUGAAGUUGGUCUACCCUGCCCCACUACAAGAUGUUGUAAAAGAUUGGCAAAUUGCUUAAAAAAAUUGGAUUGGCGGGGGAGUUUUGGGUGCUUAGGAUAUUCUUUGUCCUAGUACAUUUUACAGCUCGUGACUGAGCUAACACAUGUUUGGAUUAUUAGUUUCUGGUCCAUUAUGAUUUCAACCCAUUCAUGAAGAUUUGUGGUACAUUGCUACAGAAACCUGAAUUGUUGUUAUGUAUUUCCUUUAUUCUGGAAUGAAGUUUUGUAAUUAUUGAAGAGAUUAAACAUUUAUUUUGAUUGCUCCCACAAGGUCUGUGGUUCGAGUC
Molecule: messenger RNA, 1692 nt
Organism: Humulus lupulus (European hop)
Lineage: Eukaryota; Viridiplantae; Streptophyta; Magnoliopsida; Rosales; Cannabaceae
Product: protein RETICULATA-RELATED 4, chloroplastic-like
Exons: 8
Coding region: 137-1303 (388 amino acids)
Source: RefSeq, a predicted model, not a curated record